Molecule: messenger RNA, 1098 nt
Organism: Xylaria bambusicola
Lineage: Eukaryota; Fungi; Ascomycota; Sordariomycetes; Xylariales; Xylariaceae
Product: DNA replication complex GINS protein PSF1
Exons: 3
Coding region: 182-838 (218 amino acids)
Biological process (GO): DNA replication; DNA strand elongation involved in mitotic DNA replication
Cellular component (GO): GINS complex
Source: RefSeq, a predicted model, not a curated record
UAUACAUGUAAUAGUGCAGCCCCUCCGUGAGACUUGUCACGGUAUAUCCAUAGGUUGCAAGUGGAAGCGCCUUGACCUACAACACUUACUCUAAACCAUUUUUCGGAUCGGCUAUUUGCUACCAUGACGCGACGCGCCAAUGCUUAGUUAAACAGUUUCCCAACUCCUGCGCAUCUCAACCAUGUAUGGCGAUCUUGGAAAUAAACUCGUGCAACAGGCAAAACGCACUCAGAAUCUAGUCCAUCUACCGCCCUACCAAACGGAAAUAGUUCGUGCUGUUACCCGCGAAGUACGCGAUCUAGACAAAGAUGUCGGUGCUCUCUUGGAGCCUUUCCAUGGUUCUUUCCAUCCCGCCGACGACCCAGCUGUCGCAUGCACCUUGCUCGUAAACCACCUGUCGAUGCGAAGAAACAAGAGAUGUCUACUCGCCUAUCAUCACACAAGAACAGACAGGCUCGAGGAGUUAGUAUGGAAAGGCUACGACGUAGUCGACUUAGCUGGCCUGCAAGUCAGAGACGCUUCGGGCAAUGCCAGCGGUGCCUCCAAUCUGGCAAAUGGGAAUGGGGGCAUGAGUAACUUGAGCCCGCAAGAGGAGGAUUAUGUUCGACAGUAUAGCGAUCUUCUCGCUGCGUACAAAGGGCAGUGGACAGAUAUCGACCUGACCGGCAGUCUCGAACCACCACGAGAUUUGUUUAUCGAUGUCAGAGUUUUGAAAGACGCAGGGGAGAUCCAGACAGAAUAUGGAGCUAUUACCUUGACGAAGAAUAGUCAAUUCUAUGUGCGGCAAGGGGACGUCGAACGCUUAAUCGCACAAGGCUACCUACAAAAGCUCAGCUAACAUAUGACCUGAAGAUGAACCGACCUUAAGUGUCUAUCAUCAGCCAGAUGCUCUCGAUUAUAGCGUAUUGCCGCUCUGCUCGAAACGGGUCCUUUUGAGUGUAUGAAUGUCCAAAUGGGUCAAUUCAACGUCUCAAUGCGAGAAAACCUUGUGUUCAUUACACUACAGUGACAUCUGCGAAGUUGUAAUGUUUUUUCCUACAAACUACGCAGCCAGGUUCAGACAUUGCUUGCCUACCGUGACCGGCAUCGGAUGCUGAG